Messenger RNA from Bactrocera neohumeralis, 4079 nucleotides. RefSeq names its product protein toll-like. The transcript has a single exon. The record is from RefSeq and is a predicted model, not a curated record. Gene Ontology annotation, biological process: innate immune response; toll-like receptor signaling pathway. Gene Ontology annotation, molecular function: protein binding; transmembrane signaling receptor activity. Gene Ontology annotation, cellular component: membrane. Bases 1005 to 3779 code for a protein of 924 amino acids. Lineage: Eukaryota; Metazoa; Arthropoda; Insecta; Diptera; Tephritidae.
ACAUUCUGGGUUCAGAUCUUUAGUUUUCGUGGCGAUUGAAGAAAAUCUUCCAACAGUUCAACCCUCAGGGUAUGUAGUCGAUGAUUGAGAUAUUUUGGUACAUCUUCAGGCGGGUUUCGCUACUUAAAGAGCCGAUAUUUAACUGUUCUGCCUCUGCGCUAAAAUCUAACUUUCACCUAAUUCUCAAAUAUUAGGUGUCAGCAUUCAUUAUAUUAUUACUGAUUUCUAGUAACAUGCCAUACUUUAAGAAAAUGUUCUUAAACACGAAUAAUGAAUCACCUUAAUGAAAACACUUUCGCUUGUAGUAACUAGGCAUAUUCCUCAAGGCUAAAUUCCAGCAAUCUCUGUUUUUGGCUUUAAGGUUUUUAGAUACAGAAUUAUGGUGGCUUGGAAUGAGAAUUGGUCCUUUACACUAAAAAUAAACAUUCUUCGGCAUUGUUUAAACUUUUCAAAAAACUGGAAUGAGUGCAGAGUUCAUGGGUGUGGACUUUAUAGGCUUCGUAUGAGAACAGCGUCUACUCUUAAUGAAUUCAUAUGAACCCAAAUAUCUAAUUUUGUAUAUUAGAGUCUUUAAAGGGAUGGAAACCAAGUAGUAAGGCAAGGCGAUGUAGCGUCGGUCCCUUAAAGGAAUAAAGUAUAUAUGCACAUAUAAUAAAAAGUUCCAGUGUAGCACCCUGUAUUGCUCUUAUGUGCUUUUAUGACAACAUUUUCGAUCAGUCAACGGAAAAAAGCGUGCUUUAUAUUAGCAAAAGUUAAAAAAUUCCAUGUGUGCUCUGCUUUAUGUUUAGACUGCCAAGACUUAUGUUUAGUUCCUAAUCGAAUACUUAACUGUAAAGUACACAACAGGCGCUAUGUAAUUAAAUAACGCGAUCAAGCCAUGUAUUUAAAUUUGCAAGUGUUAAUAAGCAGAGAUAGCAAAGGUUGCUUUAAGCUAAAUCUUAACUUCUAUAAGCGCAUUCGCUACUCAAAUAACGGUACAAAAAACCGGAAAAAUUUUUCUGAAAAUGAAGGCACCAAAGUACCACACAUACCGCGGUCUCGUCUUCGCUUUUCAACAACUUGCGCUUAUCAUAAUAUUCAGCACGUUCUCACGGGCAAAUCUGCCACUAGCAGCAAGUGUAACGGCGCAAAUAACAAAAACAAUAGAACCCACUAUAAGCGCACAACAACAAAUCUAUCACACUUGCCACGACGUGCGCUGUCAAUGCCGCGGUUUAGUGCUUAAAUGUGUUAUGAAAGGUGUUACUAUACUCAUCGACAGCGGCGCGGAUGUGACAGGCAACGCGCGGCUCACUAUAAGUUGUGCGGCGAAUACAACUGCUGAGGAAAUAAAGGAAUCGCAGUUCGCUUACAGUUUUCGGCAUCACAACGUCAAAUUUAAUUUGGUGAAUUGCGCAAUACUACCGGAUAUAUUAAAGCGCGCGCAAAUCAACUACACAGGUACAAUCAAAUUCAAUGGCGCUGUGCCAGUGCCUGCGCACUUUUUACACCAAGCAAGUGGUUUGCAGCGCCUGCGCUUUGACGUGACAAUUAACAGCAGCGCUGCAGAUGGUUUGCCUGCAGAACUUUUUCACAAACAAGGCGCUUUGAAGGAGCUUAGAUUGUUACUGUUAUGCAAACCGGAUGAAGUGGCGCUACCCACGCAAAUAUUCCACAGGCUAUACGCGCUGGAAGCGCUAUUAGUGCGCGUUGUACAAACCGAUCUCGAUGGCAUUACAAAUACGGUGCUGCGCAAUUUAACAUCUUUGCAUUUUCGUGAUAUGCCGAAUUUGCGCAAACUUAAUUUGGAUGGCAAUUAUAUGCAAACAUUGUCAGCUGAACUCUUUGUCACUUUACCCGAGUUAAACGAAUUGACUUUGUGCUUGAACCAUUUGGCGGCGCUGCCAAGCCGACUGCUGCGCGCGCAAAGUAAACUGAUAAAGCUUAGUCUAGCCGGCAAUAUGUUGCAGGCGCUACCGCCUGGUGUCUUCGAUACGACACCGCACUUAUGGGAACUUGACUUGAACGACAAUCAACUUUCAAAACCUACAAAUAUUAUUACAGCGAUCAAACCGCUGCGUUUUCUAUACCGGCUCAACUUGAGUUACAAUAACUUUUCGCGUAUUGAGGGCGCUGAUGAGUAUGCAAACCGCACACUACUCACGCGCCAGAAUAUUAGAAAAAUUAGUGACGCGCCGCCUUAUUUUCAACAAUAUUUAGCGCAGCUGUCGACCAAACAAUAUGCGCCGCCAUACAAUAUGACUGUAAUCAACCUGAGUCAUAAUCGUGUUGAAACAUUUCAUUUACAUAGCAUCAGCGCUGCUAUGUUGCAAUGUCCCUAUGAGCUCGAUUUCACCAAUAAUCAAAUAAAGCAUAUCUACGCGCUAAGUCAUCCAGAACAAAGUCACAGCGACUGUACGCGUAAGUUGCUAUUUCAGUUCAAUCCACUGCAGUGUGACUGUGCCUUAGCUUGGACCUACAGCAUGAAUUUCUCGAUGGCGACUAACUGGGAGUGUGUUAGGCGUGAUGGUAGCAAUUAUAUGUAUUUACAUGGGCAGCGCGUUAUGUGCACCUGGACGCCGAAAUUUUGCCCUAGCGCUUGUAACUGCCGCUAUGACGCGCAAGCACUGCAUAUCAACUGUACACAUGCCUUGUUGAAUAGCUUGACACAGUUGCCGCGCCCAGCGCAGGUUUCUUUGACGCAGAGCACGCUGGAUAUUACGCACAACCGCUUUUUUGAACUGCCAUCGAAUUUGACUUUCGGUUACGCUAAUGUGACGCGCCUGUAUGCAGCACACAAUCGCCUAGAAAAUAUACAAAGCGCGCACCUGCCGCCGCAUUUGCAACUCUUGGAUGUGCGGAAUAAUCGUUUAGCGCGCUUAAGCAACAGUUUCAUUUUGCGCUACCUCAAUGAAAGCGCCACUUUACAGCAGCUUUAUCUCUCCGAGAAUCCAUGGCUUUGCGACUGUGAGGCCGAGCAAUUGUUAAACGCUGUGCGCGCGCAUCGUAAGCGCAUACCCGAUGUGGCGCUUCUAGCUUGCGCGAAUUUGCAAAAUACCAGCUUGCUGCAAGCGCGCUACACAGAAGUUUGUGUGCCAGCAUCAGCGCGGCGUUUGCGGUUGUUGUGGUCACUUUUCAGCAUGUCGCUAGCAGCUAUUGUGUUAAUUAGUGCAUUAGCACUUUACUAUAAAUAUAAUUUGGAGCUACAUGUGUGGCUAUACGCGCACGAUAUGUUUCUCUGUUGCAUACGCGAAUAUGACUUGGAUAAGGAAAAAACAUUCGAUGCAUUCAUAUCGUAUGCGCAUCAAGACGCGUCGUUUGUUAAUGACAUACUCUUGCCUGGUCUAGAGCAAGGUGAGCCACCAUUUCGCGUGUGUACGCAUGAACGCAAUUGGCUCGCCGGCGCUUACAUACCCGAACAAAUUAUUGAAUCCGUCGCUCAAUCGCGGCGCACAAUCAUUGUGCUCUCGCAGCAUUUUAUCGCAUCGGAUUGGGCGCGCAUGGAAUUUCGGACGGCGCAUCAGUGCGCUUUGAAUGAACGACGCGCGCGCUUAAUUAUCAUAAAGUAUGGCGAGCUUACCGAUCUCACGAUGAUUGAUAAGGAGUUGCGCGCCUAUUUAGAUAUGAACACAUAUUUGAAGUGGGAGGAGCAUCCAUGGUUUUGGCGUAAGCUGCGUUAUGCUAUGCCACAUCGCAAGGGUGAGCUGCGUGAUGGCGACAUGCUUGAGUUGAAUGAACGUCACAGAGUUUAUGUCAUUGGCGAUGUGGAGCUGAAUCGGCUGCGUGGCCACGAUGGAUAGCAUACUAUGUGGACGUUUGUACAGAUCAGUUUAGUAUAGUAUCUAUUUUGUGUUUCGAAAUUAAACAUAUAUAGUUGUCACUAUAGUUCGAAUACAAGUUUAGGUUCAUGCUUUUUGUUUUCUUCUUCGCGGGUGAGCGGGUGGAAAAUGCUGUCGUCACAGCAACGGUAUGUGCCACUUAACCUCUAAGGAACCGUCGCCCACGGUGGAUCCACGUUUAGGCAUGACGGCUCUUUGACUUUGCUCAUUCUAUGAAAGUACUUUCUGAGAUAUCGGUGAACGGAUAGCAGCUGUGUUGUG